Triticum aestivum (bread wheat) is the source of this 1767-nucleotide messenger RNA. RefSeq names its product phospholipase A1-II 6-like. The record is from RefSeq and is a predicted model, not a curated record. Lineage: Eukaryota; Viridiplantae; Streptophyta; Magnoliopsida; Poales; Poaceae. Gene Ontology annotation, molecular function: glycerophospholipid phospholipase A1 activity. Gene Ontology annotation, biological process: lipid metabolic process. Bases 55 to 1311 code for a protein of 418 amino acids. The transcript has 2 exons.
GUAGGCUGCCGCACAGUGCCAAGCUAUACCGAGCUAGAUUAGAUCGAGACGGCCAUGUCGGAGCAAGGGCGCAUCAUCGGACCGAUCACGGCCACGGCGGCGGCGAGGUGGAAGGAGCUCCACGGCGAGCGGUCGUGGGAGGGGCUGCUGCGGCCACUGGACCUGGACCUGAGGCGCACGGUGAUCUGGUACGGCGAGAUGGCGCAGGCCACGUACGACGCGUUCAACUACGAGAAGCACUCGCCGCACGCCGGCCUCUCGCGCUUCGGCAGGAAGCGCUUCUUCGAGCGCGUGAUGCUGCCGGGCCACUCCGCCGCGUACCGGGUCACCAGGUUCCUGUACGCCACGUCCUCCGCCCCUGCCGCGCCGGCCGCCGCGUUCGUGAGGGGCCGCCAUCCGCGACACCGGUGCAAGGAGUCCAACUGGAUCGGGUACGUUGCGGUGGCUACUGAUGCGGGGAAGGCCGCCCUCGGUCGCCGUGACGUGGUCGUCGCGUGGCGCGGCACGAUCCAGGCGCUGGAGUGGGUCGACGACCUCGAGUUCGCCAUGGUGCAUCCCAAGGGCAUCCUUGGCGACGCCGCAGGCGCCGACGCCAUGGUGCACCGUGGCUGGUUCUCCAUCUACACCUCCACCGACCCGGCCUCCAUCCACAACAAGGACAGCGCCAGAAGCCAGGUUCUGGCCGAGGUGAAAAAGCUGGUGGACACGUACAAGGAUGAGGAGGUGAGCAUCACGGUGACCGGGCACAGCCUCGGGGCGGCGCUGGCCACCCUGAACGCCUUCGACAUCGCCGAGAACGGCUACAACUGCACGGCCUCGGCGACGUUCCCGGUCACAGCGUUUGCGUUCGCCAGCCCGCGCGUUGGCGGCGCCGGCUUCAAGAAGCGGUUCGACGUGGCGGCGGCCGUCGGCCUCCGCGUCCUGCGCGUCCGCAACGCCCGGGACAUCGUGCCCAGGUACCCGGCGCUGCUGUAUCACGACGUGGGCUACGAACUACCCAUCGACACCGGCGCGUCGCCGUACCUGAGGGCGACCGGGGACAAGCGCGUGUGGCACAACCUGGAGUGCUACCUGCACGGUGUGGCGGGCGCGCCGACGGCGGCCGGAGGGGCGUUCGAGCUCGUGGUGGAACGGGACGUGGCCCUUGUGAACAAGUUGUACGAUGCGCUGAGAGAAGAGCACGGGGUGCCUGCGGGGUGGUGGGUGCCUUGCAACAGGGGCAUGGUGAAGGGGGACGACGGACGCUGGAGGCUGGUGGACUGCGAGGACGAGGAUGGGGAGGACGCCGUCGUGCCGCCGGUGAACAAGUGAAGUGGACGCCUCCAUCUCAGGGUCGCGUCAUGCAUGCAUGCACGAAAAACAGUUGAUUGUUCUUUCUUCGGAAAUAAUAAAUCCGAAACGUUCGGAUUUUAAGCAUGGCAUCCCGAACGUUUUUCAUGGCAACUUUAGUUCUUGCGAGGUUGGCAACAUGACAAUUUUUUGACAAAAAAACAAACUGGAACAAAGUUGCCAUGUGCUAAUAACUAAAGUUGCCACCUCACCAUCAACUAAAGUUGCCAUCAAAAAACGUUCAGGAUGACAUGCUUAAAUUCCGAACGUUCGGAAUUUAUCAGGGUCCUCUUUCUUUUCUUUCACAUUUGGGAUAUCUAUUAUCUGGGGUAUUAGUUUGGAAGCUUCGUACUAGUAAAUCGUAAUUAUCUUUUAAUUGUGGGAUUAUAGCCCAAGACUUACUACAAUGUUAUAAUUUCUGAGUGUUUUCCCGCAAAA